Molecule: messenger RNA, 891 nt
Organism: Aspergillus tubingensis
Lineage: Eukaryota; Fungi; Ascomycota; Eurotiomycetes; Eurotiales; Aspergillaceae
Product: carbon-nitrogen hydrolase family protein
Exons: 4
Coding region: 1-891 (296 amino acids)
Molecular function (GO): hydrolase activity, acting on carbon-nitrogen (but not peptide) bonds, in linear amides
Source: RefSeq, a predicted model, not a curated record
AUGGCACCAACUCGCCGCGUCGCCAUCAUUCAAUGGAACAUCAAAGACCUCGCCAUCGACGAGAACCACCAAACAGCAUGCACCUACAUCCGUGAUGCCGCAUCCCAAGGCGCCGAACUGGCCGUUCUCCCAGAAUACCACCUAACCGGCUGGGCCCCCUCCAACCCAACCUGGACUGCCCUCGCCUCCAAAAUAACCCCCUACCUCGAAGCAUACCAAUCUCUUGCCCGCGAACUCAACAUCUGCAUUGUCCCCGGCACCAUAGUCGAGCACCAUGGCCCUUCCCCGAACGAACAAGAACAAGACCAACCACUCCUCUACAACACCGCCUACUUCAUCUCCAACGACGGGAGUAUCCUAGGCCACUACCGCAAGAAGAACAUCUGGCACCCUGAACGGCCCUACCUCACUUCUUCCGGGAGUGAUCCACAUGAAGUAUUCGAUACGCCGAUCGGCAAGGUAGGGUUGCUCAUCUGCUGGGAUUUGGCGUUUCCGGAGGCCUUCCGGGAAUUGAUUUGUAAGGGGGCGGAGGUGGUCGUUAUACCUACUUACUGGAGCAAAUACGACGCCUCCCCCGCUGCCCUUCAACACAACCCCAACUCCGAAGCAUUAUUCCUUGAAACGACGCUCACGGCGCGUUGCUUCGAGAAUACCUGUGGGAUUAUCUUCGCCAAUGUGGCGAGGGGAAAGGAAGACGAGAGUGAUCGAUUCUUGGGUCUGUCGAGGGUAUGUUUGCCCAUUGUGGGGACGGUGGGUGCUAUGGGGGAUGAGGAGGGUGUGUUGGUGGUGGAUAUGGAUAUGGGGGUGGUGAGGAUCGCGGAGGAGAAUUAUCGUGUUAGGGAGGAUUUGGCUAAGGAGGGGUGGUAUUAUACGUAUAGACAUCAGAGGUGA